AUGCCGUCUCUCAAACGCGCUUCGGAGUCGUAUGACUCGGAAAGCCCAGACAACACCGACUCUGAGAGUGCUGCUUCGCCCUCACAACCUCAUUCCAGAAAACGACCUCGCCCUUCGCCUUCCCCCUCUGAAGACGAUGUUAGUGACCACAAUACUACUCCACUAGCCGACGACGCGCUCCUAGACGAAAGUACAUUGGAGCUACAUCAGACCCAAAUUCUUCAAGACAAAUAUUCACACGUCAUCGAUGAAGCCAACGUGCCAGCAGAACAUGGCAUUCUGGAAAGAGUGGAUUGCUACAACUUCAUGUGUCAUGACCACUUUUCGGUAGAAUUGGGGCCUUUGAUCAAUUUUAUCGUGGGGAAAAAUGGUAGCGGGAAAAGCGCUAUCCUAACAGCACUUACUCUCUGCCUUGGGGGUAAGGCCUCUGACACAAAUCGGGGACAAAGCCUCAAAAGCUUCAUCAAACAAGGCAAAGAGAGCUCUACGAUCGUUGUUCGAAUCAAAAACCAAGGAGAGGCAGCGUACAUGCCGGCCGAAUUUGGCAAAUCCAUCAUCAUUGAGCGUCACUUCACGAAGAGUGGGAGCAGCGGAUUCAAAAUCAAGUCUGAAAAUGGCCGCAUCAUCUCUACCAAAAAGGCAGACCUGGAUGCUAUUACAGACUACUUCUCUCUGCAGAUCGACAACCCCAUGAACGUGCUUUCUCAAGACAUGGCACGUCAGUUCCUGAGUUCAUCUAGCCCACUGGAGAAGUACAAGUUUUUUGUGAAAGGAGUGCAGCUAGAGCAACUAGACCAGGAUUACCGUGUGAUUGAGGAUUUUGUCGAUCAAAUGGAAGAAAAGUCUCGAAGUCAAGCCCAAGACAUUCGGAUCCUAGAGCAUCAAAGAAACUUUGCUAGAAAGAAGCUGGAAGCCUCUGAUAAGCACAAUUCGCUGAGAGAACGUGUGCGCAAUCUCCGACACCAGAUGGCUUGGGCUCAGGUGGAAGAACAAGAACGAAUAAGGGAAUCCAUUGCCCAGGAAGUGAUCAAAGGAAACAACGAGGUCGCUAGGGCAGAAUCUGCGCUCAGCAGCUUCGAUACUCGACUGGAGCAUAUUGAGCACGAAUCUGAGACAGCAGCAGAGCAUGCGUUGCAAGCUGACCGUAUCGUUGAAGAAGCGCGAGGCGAUAAGGAAGAACAGAAGCAGCAGAGCGAGCUAAAGCAGAAAGAGCAUGGAAACCUUCUGGCUCAAGAACGCGAGAUCAGAAAAGCCCUCGAAAAUGCUGAGCAACAAAGGGACAAACACCAGCAGGCCAUCGAUGCCGAAAAUCAACGACUUGCUGAAAUGAGCAAUGGGAGCCAUGCUCGAAAACAGACAGAGUACGAAGAAGCAAAGCAGUCUGCGGAUGAUGCCCGUCGAGUCUGGGAUGAAUAUCGCACAGGCAAGGCCCGGCUGGUUGAGGAUCGUCAACAAGCUCUAAACGAAGAGGCGGCCGCUAAAAGGCAAGUCGACGAGAAGGAAAUGGAAUUUACUCCAAGCCAUCCAACAAGAGACCAGAUUCACAAAGCCCCCCCCAUUGGUCCUGUUGGCCAUUAUAUCACCUUGUUAGAAGCGAAAUGGGCAUGCAUUGUUGAACACUCUGUGGGAAACAAUCUGAGUGGCUUCAUUGUUGAUUCAAAACGAGAUCAAGGGAUCUUACUGAAUAUCAUGCAUCGCGUGGACUGUGUCUGUCCAAUCUUCAUUGGACGCGGUGGUGAAAUCGAUACCUCUUCAAAUGAACCCGAUACUCGAUAUGCCACUACACUGAGGAUUCUACAGUUUGAUAAUCCAGAGGUCCAACGGCUACUCGUCAUUCAAAACUCUAUUGACCAAACCCUUUUAAUUGAGAACUUGGAUGAGGCAUUUUCAGUGCUCUACGAUGGUCCAAGGUUGCGAAAUGUCAAACGGUGUUUUUGCAUCGAUGCUAAAGACAGACGUCGAGGUGUCAUGCUCACUUACAACAAAUCUGGCGACCCUAGUCAAGGACCAGUGCCCAUUCAAAAAGGGCAUCCGCGAGUAAAGUCUGACGCUGCCUCCCAAAUCAGAAGCCAAGAAGAAGUUGUUCAAGACCUCAAAGGCCACCUCAAAGAACUCAAACAGGACCUCGAAACUGCUCGCUCUCGGGUCGAAGCCUGUAAAAGAGAAAUUGCUGCGCACGAUGGAAGAGAACGCGAACUAAAACUCGAAAUGCAACAGAAGGAGGAUGAGAGGGAAAGGCUUCGUGAAGCCCUUGAAAAUGGCAAUGAGGCAUCGCAAAUCGAUAUGCUCCAGAAUCUUCUGGCCAAUACGGAAGGGGAAAUAGAAACUCACAGAGGGUCCCUCAACGACUGUCAAGCCGCCAAAGCAGAGAUAAUUCAGGAACUCAAACUUCUUAGGCGUGGGCUUGGGGCACAGGAUCAAAAAAUCACAGAGCUGGAACAAAAUGCUCGUGUCGCCGAAAGCGAGCGGUCGCGCGUGGACGCCAGGAAGCAUGAAAUCAUCACCGAGAAAAACUCAGCUAUCGCAAUGAUACAACAACGGCAGGCUGAAGUUAGAAGGCUCCAAGAAAAAUGGCAAAAAUCUACUGAACGAGUUCAAGAGUUCACCACUAAGGCAGAGUUGGUUUCCACCCGACGGGUCCCGAUUGAUGAGGGCGAGACACCAACCAGCCUGGACACCAAACUCGAAAGGUUGCAGCGUGACCUGAAUAACUACAAUGCGCAACUUGGGGCUUCCAGGGAAGAGAUCGCAGCCGAGGCAGCACGUACCGAAACGAUAUACCAGCAGGCCGUGGCGCAGAUAGAGGAAACAGGCCAUCUCGUUGACUAUUUCAAACAAACCCUCCAAAACCGCAAAAGGAGAUGGGAAAUCUUCCGAGCGCAUAUUUCCUCGAGAGCCAAGGCGCAGUUCACAUAUCUCCUGAGCGAAAGAAGCUUCCGGGGCUAUCUCCUUCUGGACCACACCAAUAGAAGGCUAGAUCUUCAGGUCGAGCCCGACAUCACGAAGCACGAUGGCACUGGUCGGAAUACCACGACCCUUUCGGGUGGUGAAAAAUCCUUCUCACAAGUCUGUCUGUUGCUCGCUCUCUGGGAAGCUAUGGGCUCGCCAAUCCGCUGCCUGGAUGAAUUUGAUGUGUACAUGGACCAUAUCAACCGAAAGAUGUCCAUCGAGAUGCUAUUGCUUGCUGCACGUCGAUCCAUUAGGCGACAAUUCAUUCUCAUCACUCCCGGAACCCGAUCUGACAUCAAAAUCGGGCCGGACGUUCAUGUCAAGGAACUCUCUGACCCUGAGCGCGGUCAGACAACGUUGCCCUUCCAACGGGGAUGA
Messenger RNA from Penicillium chermesinum, 3327 nucleotides. Its product is annotated as DNA repair protein SMC6. Gene Ontology annotation, molecular function: single-stranded DNA binding; damaged DNA binding. Gene Ontology annotation, biological process: double-strand break repair via homologous recombination. NCBI's taxonomy places the organism in Eukaryota, Fungi, Ascomycota, Eurotiomycetes, Eurotiales, Aspergillaceae. The coding region runs from base 1 to 3327 and encodes 1108 amino acids. The record is from RefSeq and is a predicted model, not a curated record. The transcript is spliced from 13 exons. Gene Ontology annotation, cellular component: Smc5-Smc6 complex; site of double-strand break; nucleus.